AUGGUGGCGGCUCCUCCGGCCGCGGCCGCCGCCAUGCGCCGGGAGCUGCUGGGGCCCGAGAUCCGCCCGCUCGACCGGUACGACGGGGCCCGGGCCCGCACCGCGGCCAGCAUCGCAUGGGCCAUGGCCGCCAGCUACGGGGGAGCGGGGAACGUCCCCGAGGCCCUUCGGGAGCCGCUGCAGCGGGGCCGCCUGGUGCCGGCCGUGGCUCGGGCGCUGUCGGCCCCGGGGCUCUACUGCAGGGCCUGGGCCUGGGCCCUGCGGGCGCCGCCGCCCCCGGACACGGCCGCGCUGCUGGAGCUGCUGCGGAGCAGAGGGGAGGGGCCCACGCUGAGAGAGCGCCCCCUGCAGGCGGCGGACCUCAGGCCGCCACUCGAUAUCGACGCCCACCUCACCCUCAUCGACUCCCUCAUGGGCGCCUUCGUGGCCGAGGCCACGCGGGGCUUGGGGUGCCCCCCGGGAGCCCCCCCCGGGCCCGAGGGCUGGGAGCAGAAGAUCCUGUGCUGGUUGGACACG
This is a messenger RNA of Pezoporus flaviventris, 516 nucleotides long. RefSeq names its product calmodulin-regulated spectrin-associated protein 3-like. NCBI's taxonomy places the organism in Eukaryota, Metazoa, Chordata, Aves, Psittaciformes, Psittacidae. Gene Ontology annotation, cellular component: microtubule minus-end. Gene Ontology annotation, biological process: cytoplasmic microtubule organization; negative regulation of microtubule depolymerization. The annotation marks the transcript as partial. The transcript has 3 exons. Gene Ontology annotation, molecular function: calmodulin binding; microtubule minus-end binding. The record is from RefSeq and is a predicted model, not a curated record.